AUGAAUGUGUCGGUGAGUGACCAGAUUUGUGAUCGAGAAAGAAAUAAGAUACUUUUUGCGUUAAAUACCAAGUACCGUGAGUUAUUCGCAGAAAAUCUGCAGCAUCCAAUGGAAGGUUUUGAAGCUAAUAUUGUUAUGAGAGACCAUGCGUCUCCAGUGUUUUACAAGCCGUAUGAUGUGCCGUUUUCACUCAGAGAGAAGGUAUCAGAGGAGUUAGAUAGGUUGGUGAGAGAAGAUGUUCUUAGAUCUGUUCAACACAGCGAUUGGGCAUCACCAAUCGUAGUGGUUCCUAAGGCAGACGGCAGCGUGAGAAUCUGUAUGGAUUGUAAGGUGACAUGGAACAAAGUCAUUUGCAAUGAGCAUUAUCCGUUACCGAAUAUUAACGAUGUGUUCGCCAAUAUGAGUGGAUAUAAGUAUUUCGCUAAGUUGGAUCUACAGGGUGCGUAUAUGCAGAUUACGGUUACAGAAAAGUCGCAAAAAUUUUUAGUUGUGAACACUCACAAAGGUCUGUAUGCGUUUACUAGAUUACCUUUUGGAAUCUCGAGUGCAGCAUCCACUUUCCAAAGGAUUAUGGAUGAAAUCUUAACCGGAAUAGAGGGAGUUCAGAGUUAUCUGGACGAUAUUAUGAUAGGGAGCGAUACUAUUGAGGGUUUGAUUGCUACAACAUACGAAGUACUUGAUCAAAGUCAAGGUCAACUUGAGCAAGAGUGA
Messenger RNA from Toxorhynchites rutilus septentrionalis, 711 nucleotides. RefSeq lists its product as uncharacterized. Bases 1 to 711 code for a protein of 236 amino acids. Lineage: Eukaryota; Metazoa; Arthropoda; Insecta; Diptera; Culicidae. The record is from RefSeq and is a predicted model, not a curated record. The transcript has a single exon.